This is a messenger RNA of Cuculus canorus (common cuckoo), 6013 nucleotides long. RefSeq names its product uveal autoantigen with coiled-coil domains and ankyrin repeats (gene UACA). The transcript has 19 exons. NCBI's taxonomy places the organism in Eukaryota, Metazoa, Chordata, Aves, Cuculiformes, Cuculidae. The coding region runs from base 41 to 4240 and encodes 1399 amino acids. Gene Ontology annotation, molecular function: actin binding. The record is from RefSeq and is a predicted model, not a curated record.
CCGGGACCGGCACCGGCACCGCGCCCGCCCCGGCCCCGCCAUGAAGAGCCUCAAGUCCCGCCUGAAGAAGCACGAAGCGGUCAUUGGGGGAAGCGCGCUGAACACAGACUGGAACAAAUAUGAUGACAGGUUAAUGAAAGCAGCGGAAAGGGGUGAUGUGGAAAAAGUUUCAUCAAUCCUUGCCAAAAAAGGAGUCAGUCCUGCUAAACUGGAUGUGGAAGGGAGAUCUGCAUUCCAUGUUGUAGCAUCAAAGGGAAACCUAGAUUGCUUGAACACCAUCCUUAUUCAUGGAGUUGAUAUCACAGCUACUGAUGCUGCAGGUAGAAACGCGUUGCACCUAGCUGCAAAAUACGGACAUCCUCUGUGUUUGCAGAAGCUGUUGCAGUACAAUUGUCCAACGGAAAAUGUGGAUCUUCAAGGAAGAACUGCUCUUCAUGAUGCAGCUAUGUCAGACUGUUCCGCUAGCAUACAAUUGCUGUGUGACCAUGGGGCCUUGGUGAAUUCAAAAGAUGGAGACGGGAGGACACCACUGGUGCUGGCCACUCAGAUGUGUCGUCCCACAGUCUGCCAGCUUCUGAUAGACAGAGGAGCAGAUGUUAAUGCCAGGGACAAACAAAACAGGACUGCCUUAAUGUUAGGCUGUGAAUACGGCUGCAAGGAUGCGGUAGAAGUUUUGCUCAGAAACGGUGCGGAUGUUAGUUUGACCGAUGGUCUUGGUCAUGACUGUGCUUACUAUGCGAGAAUUGGGGACAAUAUUGACAUUUUGGCUUUGAUAAAAGCUGCCGUUGAGGAUUCCAGCAAAGCAAGAGAUACCAUGAAGAGAGGGCAGCUUGAACAAAAGAUUGCCAAUAUGUCACAGAAGUGGAGUCGGCUGCAUGCACAGGAGGAGGUGAAUGUCAAGCUGUAUCAGAAGGAACAUAAUGCUCAGGAAUUGGAGUUAGAAAAUCAAGAUUUGAAAGAUCGCAUGAGAGAAGUGCAGGAGGAGCAGAGGAUGCUGCUGGAUAGAAUCAGUGGGCUGCAGCUGCAGUUGAAUGAGGAGCAAAUGUUUGCAGAUGAUCUUGAAAUUGAGAAAGAUGAGUUGAAGAAAAUCCUAACAACCAAGGAAAAACAGCAGGAAGAAAGCCUGAGAACUAUUGAAGCUCUCAAAGCCAAGCUCAAAUAUUAUGAAGUUGACUUUGUGGGAUCUGGAAGUAACUUUGGUAACAGAAAAGAAGAUUUAUUACUUAAACAAGGCCAAACGUUUGCUGUGGAAUCACAGUCUAGGUCUAUGCUGAGACCCCUGGAGCUCUCUGUGUCAAACCAGUCAUCCAGUUUAGAGAAGGAAGCUUUAAAGAAAGAACUUGACAGCAUGAGGACCAGCUAUGGUGCAGCAAAAGAAGAAAUCAGCAAAUUGCAGAGAGAACUGUCUCACAAGGUAUCUGAAUGCAAAGCUUUGGCAUCAGAGUGUGAAAGAACCAAGGCAGAAUCUGAUGGACAGAUAAAACAACUGGAAGAUGCUUUAAAAGAUGUGCAGAAAAGAAUGUUUGACUCUGAAGGCAAAGUUAAGCAAAUGCAGACCCACUUUCUUGCUCUGAAAGAUCACCUGACUAGUGAAGCUGCUUUGGGAAACAGCAAACUAACAGAGGAGCUGAAGGAUCAGUUGAAAGAAAUGAAAGCAAAGUAUGAAGGAGCCUCUGCUGAAGUGGGAAAACUAAGGAACCAGAUUAAGCAGAAUGAGUUGCUGGUGGCGGAAUUCAAGAGAGAUGAAGGAAGGCUAGUGGAGGAAAAUAAAAGUUUGCAGAAGGAACUUGUUAAGUUGGAGAUGGAGCGAGAUAAAAGGGGGAGAAAUGUCAUGGAGUUAGAAGGGCAGCUCAAAGAAACAGCAGCGAAGUUAGCCCACUGUGUGACUUCAGAGAGAUUUGAAAGCAUGAAGAGUUUGUUAUCAAACGAAGUGAGUGAGAAAGCCAGAAAGUUAGCAGAUAUGGAAGGAGAGCAUGAAAAACUGCAGGCAGAGAUUCUGCUUUUGAAGAGGGAAUGUGAGAGUCAGAAAGCCAAACUUGCUCAGCACAUAAAGCCAGAAGACCACGAGCAGAUGAGGAGUGGGUUUGAGAAAAAGAAUGAGGAACUUGGGAAGACGAUUUCUGAAUUGUCGCAGAAGAACGAGACUCUGCAGAAGGAGCUUGAAAGAUUGCAGAUUGAUAACAAGAUGCUUAAGCAGCAAAUCCAAAUGCUGAAAACUGAAAUUAAAAGCCAGAAUGUGCCUUUAAAAAUUCAUGAAGAAUUGAAGAAAACAAAUGAUCUGACUGUGGGUGACCUAACCAAAAAGCUUUUUGAAAUAACGAAGAAGUACAAUGAAAGCAAAGCAGAAGGGGAAAAGUUGGUGGCAGAGAAGAACAACUUAAGUGAGAAGAUCAGCCACUUCCAAGCUGUGUACCUGUCUCCAGAGCAGCAUGAAAAAGAAGUGGAAGCUUUAAAAUCUAAUGGUAUUGAACUUGAAAAGCGGCUUGUUGAGCUUCAGAAAAAAUACGAUGAUGAACAGGCAAAAGUGUGCAAACUUGUCUCUGAAAAUGCAGACAUAAAAGAGACUCUCAGGGAUCAGUAUGUGCUGGCUACGACACAUGAGGAAAUUAAAACAGCCUUGACUAACACACUAGAGAAGACUAAUGGGGAGCUGUCGGAUCUGAAGAAGGAAACUGAAGAGCUAAAGCAAGAAUUCAUGAGGGUAAAUGAAGAAAAUGGAACUCUGAAAAAUAAGGUGAAGCUCUUACAGAAUCAAAUACAAACUGAGUACAUAAGCUUAAAAGAGCAUGAAACUACAGUGACUACUUUAAAUAGAAGCUUGGAGGAACUUCAGGAGGGCAAUGCUGCGAUUAUGGCUGAAUAUAAGAGGGGUCAAGAGGAAAUUUUACAGUUGCAUGCGGAAAUGGAAGCCCAAAAGAAGGAACUUGACACAAUUCAAGAAUGCAUUAAAUCAAAAUAUGCCCCAGUUGCCUCGCUGCAAGACAGAGAGCAAAGCUUUGAAGCCACUGUACAGGAGUUAAAAGUGCAGUUGCAGGAACAGGUGCAGAAGUGCAGAGAAAGCGAGGAGGAAACUGAGAAGUAUAAAGAAGAAAAUGAAAAGCUGAAAAAUGUCAUUUUGUCCAUCCAAAAUGACUUGCAGCAGAACUACAUACUCGCUGAGAAGUCCCGGGAAAUGGAAAAAAUGUUUGCAAGGAAAAUGGGGGAGUUGAACAAGCAGCUGCGAGAAUUGCUGCAGAAAUACACAGGUGCAAAAGAAGAGGAAGGUGAGCUGGAAGAGAAUAGCCGGCAGCCCAUUGCUGUACAGGCACAGCAGCUUUCAGCAGAGCAGAUUGAAGCCUUGAAGAAGGCUCUUGGUCACACCAUUGAAGAGCUGAAGGAAGCCCUUAGAAGUAAGAACGAAUGUUAUGACAGAGAGACACUAAAAGUGGGAGAACUACAGCAGGAAUUGUCAGGUCUAAAAAAGUCUUCAGUAUCUUUGGUAGAGUAUACGCAAAUGAAGGAAAGGCUAGAACAAGAAAUUGUAGCCAUCAAAAACAGCUUGAGAGGCAAGGAAGAUGAAAACAAAAUUAAAAAUGAGGAAAUCUUGAAGCUGCAGUCUGAGAUUCAGUGUACUCGACAAGCUUUAACAGACCUGGAGAGCAAAGAAGUGAUUGACAUGUCGGAAUACAAAUCCAUGAAGAGUACUCUGGAGGCCCAGAUUAACAGCAUAGCCGAGAACUUGUCCGAUAUGAAUAAAAAGUAUGAGGAAGCCUGCAAGGAGGCUUUGCAAGCUAAAAAGAGUGAGCUUUCUUUAAAGGAUGAGAAGGAGUUGCUUCAGUUACGGAGCUGCAGUAUCGAGCAAGAAAUUAAAGACCAGAAAGAAAGGUGUGAUAAAUCAUUGACAACAAUUAUUGACUUGCAGAAGAGAAUACAGGAAUCUGCAAAGCAGGUGGAAGCCAAGGAUAACAAGAUAACAGAGCUGCUUAAUGACGUUGAACGGUUAAAACAAGCUCUUAAUGGCUUGUCUCAGCUGACAUACACCACUGGGAUUCCCUCGAAGAGGCAGAACCAGCAGGUUGAGAUGCUCCAGAACCAAGUGAAAACACUGCAACAGCAGCUAACUGAUGCUAAAAGGCAGCAUCAAGAGGUAGUUUCAGUUUAUCGGACACAUCUUCUUAGUGCUGUACAGGGCCACAUGGAUGAAGAUGUCCAAGCUGCUUUACUACAGAUCAUUCGAAUGAGACAGGGACUGGUUUGCUGAUGUGCUUAGUGCCAUUGCUCUUGAAGGCUGCUGCAUCCUGUACGAGUGCUGUGAUUAUGGUAGCGAUAACCUUCAUGAGACUUACAUAAUUGUGACAGUAUAGCUGCAAUUAGAACCUUCAAAUAUGAAACAAAUUAUGAAGCUGAAAUAUUUUCUUAUUGUAAAACACUAAAAUAGGGCUAUGAAGUCUCAGAUCUGACACUUCCUUCAUUGGAUUAAUAAAAGAUGUAGAACAUCUUUUAACAUUUGUGUACGAGCUAACUGUCAAAAUGAUGACAUGGUAGGUAAAUUAUUUUGAUGUCUGAUUGACCACUUAUUAAAGCAAGGCCUAUACCCAGAAACUCCAGUUUAUCCUACAACUUGAACUCUCAUGGUAUGGUUAAGAAUAAACUAUGCUCAAAUGAGCUCUUCUGAGUAAUGUAGCUGUGUAUCUCCUUUAAUGAUUAAGAGAGAGUGGCUGUGUUGUCAUGUAAGCUGAUCAAGAUGUACUACGAUGUGCUUAAGUCAGCCUCAGAGGUUGAAGGAAGGUAUUCAGGUAUGUGUUGUAACUUGGCUGGCCAAGUUACAGACUUUAUAUUUAAAUAGAAGCUUAAGAUGUAGUGCCUUUGCUUUUUACAAGACUUAAAAAUCAGGUUUUCUAUCAAAACACUAACUUUUGUUUGCCUCCCCUUCCCGCCUCCCCCAAGAUUUCUCAUAGAUGCUUUAGUAUCGAUUACUGUGGCCUCAAACAGCGGGACUGGAGUGGUUUGUGGAGCAGCACUUUGAUCUAAAUGCAACAGUCCUCCUGUAUAAUUUCACUCUUCACUGCGCCUAAUGUAGGUGUGGGCUGAGCAGCUUAUUAAGCUGUACACUACAUAAUUCACAUAUUGGAUUUUCAAACACUGUCCCGUGGAAGUUUAAGACUGUAAAUUAUGUACUAUAACCUUAUUUAUGGGGAAAGAUGCAAAUAGUGAGGAUUAAUGAAAUGAGAAUUUUUAUUUGCUUGGAAUCUACCUAUUAAGUGAGACUGGGCUUCAUUUUAAACUGAAAGAUGGUGUUCCCAUAAGUAAGAUUUAUGAAUGAAAACAUGAAAUUAGUGACUGUUCCAAGGAAGGAAUUGAACAAUGAGCCUGAUAACAUAUGUGGCAAACAGAGCAAGUGCUGUCAGUAGCCGUGUUAACUUCUGUCUGCUCAGUUGAAAGCACAUGCUCAUAACUAGCAAAUUGGAAUCUGGCAUCCCAAUUGCAGAAAAGACAAACUCUUCCAUGUUCCUGAAAACACAAGGACUUAAGUCAGAGUGCAGAGGUCUCCGCUUAGUGUUAGCGGGGCUUCCCAGUGAGCUGUACCUCAUAGGCUUGAGUUGCAUGUUUUUAGUACUAUUAUGUCCUUUAUUGUCCCUUUUUGGGCAGAGUUUUGUAGAACUGAAUUGCCCCAUAGAGGAGAGGAUACAGAUAUAGUGAUGAAUGUACGGGGCAGGUUUUGCUAUAGAAAUACCCUUAAUAUAUUUACUAAAUACGUCCAUAGCCAAACAGAUCUACUGCUGCUUUCCUUUAAUGUCUUAGAGGACUAUUACAGAAAACAUCUCAGUACAUACGUUACUCUCAGUACAUACGUUACUUUUUAGCCAAAUUCUCUUAUGAUUACAUUACUUGAAACUCUUAUUAGAGAGCAUUUGUUUUGAUAUACUAACUCUGACGUAUUUUGAUAUUGUAUGUUCCCUUGUUGAGAGAGCUCUAUGUACGUUUUUCUAAAUUUCUUCCUUAUUUCAUUAUCAAUAAAAUAUUUUCUUCUUUU